AUGGAGCUCAAGGGCGUAAAGCUGUCCCAUAUUGAAGCGGGACGCAGCAUCGUGAGGUGGGGGAGGAGACCACACGGGCAAGCCUUCGCCGAGAAUAAGUGCAGAGGGGAGCACAUGAAGAGAGACCAGCUCGGCACGCCGCACCUGGGAAGUUAUACCCACGAACAAGGUUCCGUUAGGGCUGAGCUGUCCGAGCUGCGCCUGUUUGGCGGGGAUAAGGGUAGACGUGACUCGGGCAACAUACGGAUAAUGGGUGGUCCGCUUUCCCCGUCUACGCGUGCUGUUCGGGGCUGGGUGUCAGCCGCAGGGCCGCAGUCUUGUUGCGUGGUCGGUGAUUUUGACAACGGGGAUGCAGGCCAAGGGCCGGCUAGUCUGGGCUGGGUUUGGCCUGCUUCGUGCAGGGUGGCAGCAGCUCUCCCGCACUACCGAGUGGCCAAGAAGGUGACUGAAGACUAG
Molecule: messenger RNA, 456 nt
Organism: Colletotrichum godetiae
Lineage: Eukaryota; Fungi; Ascomycota; Sordariomycetes; Glomerellales; Glomerellaceae
Exons: 4
Coding region: 1-456 (151 amino acids)
Source: RefSeq, a predicted model, not a curated record